CCGGCUGCCAACACAAGGCAAGGUGAGUGUUUUAUUGAAACCGCGUGGUUUUGCAAUAUUAUUGCUCAGUGAAAACGUAAAAGUGGUGUUUCUAUAGUUUUAAUUUUAAGUAAGAUGAGAUCCGUCACAUUGAAAGAUGUUGAACAAGACAAGGUCGUCAAGACCGUUGCCUUCCAUCUCAAAAAGAUUGGUAAGGUUAAACUGCCUGAACACAUGGACCUGGUGAAGACUGGCCGUUUCAAGGAGUUGGCUCCCUACGACCCCGAUUGGUUCUAUGUCCGUUGCGCUGCUGUCCUCAGACACAUCUACAUCAGAUCACCAGUUGGUGUGAAGACUGUCACAAAGAUCUUUGGUGGUCGCAAACGCAACGGUGUCACCCCCUCUCACUUCUGCAGAUCAUCAGGCAGCAUCGCCCGCAAGGCACUGCAGGCUCUCGAAGCUCUCAAGCUUGUUGAGAAAAUCCCAGAUGGUGGUCGCAUUCUUACCGUACAAGGAAGACGUGACCUCGACAGAAUUGCUGCACAGGUCAGAGUUAAGGCCAAGCAACAGGCUAAACAACAAGUUAUUGUCCUGUAAGAGUAUGUAAGAUAAUAAAAAAUUUAAAAUACA
Messenger RNA from Zerene cesonia (dogface butterfly), 609 nucleotides. RefSeq names its product 40S ribosomal protein S19a (gene RpS19a). The record is from RefSeq and is a predicted model, not a curated record. Gene Ontology annotation, biological process: ribosomal small subunit assembly; translation. The transcript has 4 exons. Bases 115 to 576 code for a protein of 153 amino acids. Lineage: Eukaryota; Metazoa; Arthropoda; Insecta; Lepidoptera; Pieridae. Gene Ontology annotation, cellular component: ribosome; cytosolic small ribosomal subunit. Gene Ontology annotation, molecular function: structural constituent of ribosome; RNA binding.